AUGCGUGCAGCCACCAUCAAGGAUUUUAAGAAAGGCUACGAGAUCAAGGAUAUCGACGUCCCCACCGACCUUGGGCCUAAUGAUAUCCUGGUAAAGAUCGCUGCCGCCGGCUAUUGUCAUACCGAUUUGCAGGUGAUGGAGGGUGUCUACGAGUCGCAAGGUGCCAAGCCGGGCCUGGUCGGUUCACAUGAGCCCGUCGGGACGGUAGUCAAGGCCGGCUCCGACGCCGGCAAGUCGGGCAUCAAGGUCGGCGACCGCGUCGGCUCAAUCAACACGUACGGCUUCUGCGGCAAGUGCGACUCUUGCAAGCAGGGAAAGCAACUUUGCGACAACAUGCCCGGUAUGCUCGGUCUCACGCUCAACGGCGGCUUCUCGCAGUACAUGAAGGCCGACGCUCGUGUCGUGUCCAAGGUUCCUGAGAGUAUUCCUUUCGACCAGGCCGCGCCGCUCUUCUGUGCUGGUGCCACCGUCUACGGAGCUCUGCUUGCCGUCAAACCGGAAAAGGGACAGUGGCUUGCAAUGGUGGGAAUCGGCGGUCUUGGCCACCUCGGUGUCCAGUAUGCAAAGGCCAUGGGCUGCAAAGUCAUCGCCAUCGACAACCGCAAGGAGGGGUUGGAGCUCGCCAACAAGUCGCCCGACCACCUCAAGCCGGACAAAACCUUCCUCAUCGAUUCCGAGGAGGCGCAGAAGAAGUGCAUCGAUGAGCUCUCUAGCAGCCUGUACGAGACAAAUCCUGGCGUUGACCGCGUCGUCAUCAACUGCGAGGACCGCAGCCUCAUCAAGUUCAGCCAGCAAUUCCUGCGCAAAGGUGGUCAGCUGGUCGAUGUGGGUCUCCCCGCCGACGGACCUUUCGAGCUCGACUCGUUCGCCAUGAACUUCAAGGAACAGACCAUUCGCGGUCGCUUGAUCUGCACGCCUGAACAGUGUCAGGAUAUGAUCAACUUGCAUGCCGACAACGGCUGCACAACCUUCAUCGAGAAGACGUACAGCGUCGACCAGGCGAACGACAUGGCUGAGCACUACACUUCAAAGAAGCUUCAGGGUCGUCUCUGCAUGGUCUUCUAA
Molecule: messenger RNA, 1065 nt
Organism: Pseudozyma hubeiensis SY62
Lineage: Eukaryota; Fungi; Basidiomycota; Ustilaginomycetes; Ustilaginales; Ustilaginaceae
Product: alcohol dehydrogenase
Exons: 1
Coding region: 1-1065 (354 amino acids)
Molecular function (GO): oxidoreductase activity
Source: RefSeq, a predicted model, not a curated record